This is a messenger RNA of Motacilla alba alba, 1731 nucleotides long. RefSeq names its product baculoviral IAP repeat-containing protein 5.1-like. The record is from RefSeq and is a predicted model, not a curated record. The transcript has 5 exons. NCBI's taxonomy places the organism in Eukaryota, Metazoa, Chordata, Aves, Passeriformes, Motacillidae.
GAAAAAAAAAAUUAAAGUACCCUAUUUUCAUGUAACACAUGUUACUCUAAAUAUCUGAAUACAAAUUUCAAGGACAGUAUUCCUGCAUAUACAAUAGGCAUCAGUACAGUCCCAAAGGAAUCAAUGAUGUAGCAUUUGUAAACCUAGGCAAAAACAAUGCCCUAAGAGCUGGCAUUGGAAGUCCUAUACAAAUGUUCUUUAAUCUCAUUUCUGUCACCACAUCUGGACAGAAUAAUGGGCUGGAUAUUUUCUGCACUUACUCCAUCUGUAUUUCAGAGAAAAUUUAAAAUUUCAAGUCUCACAAUGCAACAUCUUUCAGAGCUGUUAAGAUCUUGGCUUAGAAAGCUGCUGCAUGCAGCAGUCUUGAAGACACUGAUGUUUAAACUUCUACUGAAUUUAACUGGACUCUGUACCAAAAUAGGAGACAGUUUAUAAAAUGACAGCUUAAUGCCUUGAUACUGUAAGCCCUUACAGAUAUACACCUUUAAAAUGUUAUCAUCCAGCAUCUGGCUAUGCUCUAUAAUAUUUUUAAAUGGAACUGAAUAUUUAUAUUAUUAUAAAAUAACCACCUCCUCUUUAACGAAAUGCAACACUAUUUGCAAAGACAAUCCUAAGAAUUAAUCUCUGAAUGUGAAAUUCAAGAAACACUGAAGGAUUCAAAUAGCAAUGUUAAUUUAAUCCCCUUGCUUGCAACCAGGAUAGUAUUUUUUAAAACUUUAUAUGCAAAGCUUCUGUAUUUGUAACUAGAGUUUUUUAGCUUGCAGUUUUUGACAUUUCAGUUGUAAAAUCUGCAAUUACCAUAGGUACUUUCAGGUAAAAAAAGCAAAGUUAAAAAGUUUUCAGUUGAAAAAGUUUCUGUAUCCUGUAUGACCAAGGACACAGACUGUGGCACAAGGGGAAGAAAUUCCAGCAGCUUCAUUUCCCUUGGUUGUCCUGCCCAUAAACUCACCUGUGUUAGGCAGAGACUGAUGCUCCAUUAGGCUUUCUCCUGCUCUCCAGGUGCAAUGUGUCACCAAUCAGCAAAGGCCUUAAAUGUGAGAGCAGGAGGGAGGCUCUGCCUUUCACUGAUUGCAGGCUUCAUAGAUGGAGACGCUGCUGCAAGAGUUCAGCUCAGCUGCCAAGCUCUUAACUGACUUUAAGGAGAUGUAUGAAUAUGAGACCCGUUUAAAAACCUUCACCAAGUGGCCCUUCCAGGAAAACUGCAAGUGCACUCCAGAGAAUAUGGCAAAGGCUGGCUUCAUCCACUGUCCAAGCGCAAAUGAACCAGAUGUGGCAAAAUGUUUCUUUUGCUUGUUAGAACUGGUGGGCUGGGAACCAAAUGAUGACCCAUGGGAGGAGCACACAAAACGUCACACCUGUGACUUUUUAUCCCUUCCCAAGCACUUUGAUGAGCUGACAAUGGAGGAGUACUACAUGCUGGAGAUGACACGGCUGAGGACCUUCAUUUGCAAAGUUGGCAGCCGCACAAUAAACUCUUUUCAAGAAGAAGUCGCGGCAACGAGGCAGAGGCUCGUGAAUUACUUUGGCUCCAGACCCUCGCUCCCGGCACCGCUGCCUCUCGGGGAUGAGCCUUCAGCCCAGCAGCCUGGAGGCUCAGCUGCCGGCCAAAAGGAGCCCAGGACAAGUGAGCUGUGACGUCUGGCUCUAAAAGUGUCUCUUAAUUUGGUGCGAACAUUCCUGUCUCUGUCUGAGAGCGAAUCCAAAGCUGACCAGAUGUGCGAGGAAGUUUAA